Molecule: messenger RNA, 2361 nt
Organism: Paramecium tetraurelia
Lineage: Eukaryota; Ciliophora; Oligohymenophorea; Peniculida; Parameciidae
Exons: 6
Source: RefSeq, a predicted model, not a curated record
AUGCAAAAACUCUUACAGCAUUACGACGAAUUCAAAAGAAAAACCUAUUAACUGCAUUUCAGGAAUGGCGAGGUCAUCAAGCUCGACGGAUACUCUACUUAUUCCAAUCGCAUAAAUAGAACAUCGUCCAUUUUUUCAAUUGUUUUAUUUGCUCCUUUUAGAAUUGCAAGGAACAACAUCAUUUAUUUCACUCUGUCUAUAAUUUCUUUGGUUUUACUUGCUUCUAUUUGGUUCAUGUAAAUUUAAAACUAUCAUAGAGAUUAGCAAUAAUAUGAAUUUUAUUUCAUCUUCUCUUUCUAACUUUUCGCCCACAUAAGUGUUGAGUUGUACAAUAAAUUCAAAAUUAAUGGCCUGGAUAUUAAAUUAAACAAUCAAGAGAAUAAAAUAUUGAAAUAAUGGGAUGAAUGCAUAAGUAAUAAGGAAAUUUUAAAGCGAAUAAAAUAAAAAGCAUCUUAAAAACCCAAGAAUGAAGAAAUUAAAGAAAAGGAUCGCUCUAUACCAUUAAAACUUGAUCACAGUAUAAAAAAUGAUCAAAUAUAGCGUCAAUUGAGUUAAAAAAGCAGGUCUUCUGGAAUUUCAAUAGUUUAAUCUCAAUUUUCAAGGCAAUCAAUCAAUUAAGGCCGGCCUGCAGGAUCCCCAAGAUAAGAUAGAUUUGAUCGGAUGGGAUCAAGAGCCUCAUUGAUGAGUCCACUCAUUCAUGAAGAUAUGAUUAUAAAAAACGAAUUAAAAAUCAAAUUGGUCUAGGAUCCAGCAAUUAGAAAAUUUAUGCAAUAAGUACCUCGUAUUUUUGAGAAAAAUACUUCAAGAUCAAAAAAGAUUAUUGAUUCUAAAACCAUUAAUACUACAGAUAGAAUGGAUCUCAUUAAAUCCAUUACUGCGGCAGAAAUUAAAUUAGGAGAUGUUAUUAUUGUUGAAAGAAAUCAAAUUGCUUCUUGUGACAUACUUGUUUUGUAUUGUAAUGAUGAAAACUUUGCCAUUUCAAAUCAAUUAUGUGAGUAUUCAGACACAGCCAUGAGAAAACCUUUAGUGUAAAAUAAAUUUGACUCUCAUAAUUUAGUUCUAUUCAAAAAGUCUUUUACCGGCAAUAUUCAAUUAAAUGAAACAAAAAACAAUCUUUCAGGAUAUUUCUAACUCAAAAAAGAUCCAUAAUCAAAAGUUAUUGAAGAUGAAAAUUUUAUUUUUGCUCAAGAAAAACUAUUAAAUACGCCUUGGGUCAUUGGGAUUGUUAUCUAAGUUGGAUUGAAUUGUCGUUGCUAUAAGUAAUUUGAAAUUAGACCUUAAGUUCCAAAUUAUUCAUAAAGAUUACUUAUCUCAAUGAUUUUUCUUUAUUUUGCUUUUUUAAUUUUAACUUACGUCAUCACCUAUUAGAACAAAUAUGUUAAUGAAUAUUUAGAUAUCAUAUCCUUAUUAUUUACAAACUUGCUUAACUUGUUAUUUUUACUUCCACAUAGUUUCAGAUUUUAUUAUAAUCUAAUUUAAUUAUUCUAAUAACGCAUUAUAUAUAAGAUCAGCUAAAUGGAUAUGAAGUAGAUAAAAGCAUUUCAUCCAGAAUAUUAUCAAUAAUACAAGCGUUUGACAUUGAAUUUAGAUUCAAUAUUAGAAGGCACAUUUGAAUUAAGAGCGAUAAUUUGCAACUAUCGCAUUUGUCAUUGUAGAGAAUAAGAAUUAUUUCAACAAGCUCAAGUAUAUGCUUCAUCAAUAUCGAGUCAAAAUAUUUUUAAGACUGUUGAUUCUAAGGAGGAUUCUAAAAUUGUUGAUAUAUAAGCAUCUUAUAGUCAUUAAAUAUAGAAUUCUAAAUAAUAAAAUAAUACAUAAAAUUCUGGUAGAUAUUUAGAAGAAGAAAUAUUUAGUUACGAAGCUUAAGAAGAAAUGGUUCUUAAUAUGCCUUAAACUGUUGGUUUUAGACUCAUUAGCAACUUUACAAACAACGAUAAUACUUAAUAAGAAUUUAAUGCACUUGAGUAACAUUAAAGCAUUAAUCCAGAUAAAAGUGAUUACCAGCAAAAAUCCAGCAUCAAUAGAGUUCAAUUAUCUAUAAACAGUAAAAGUGCCAAGUAGCUAUCUUUGAAAGAUAGCAGAAUUGACAGAAAAUCAAUUUAUUUAAAUGACUUAAUCAAAAUACUUACAAGCGAAGAUGAUUUUAAUAACAUUAUUUUGCUAUAAUUAGCAUUGAAUCACAUUUCAUAUUCCAAACUUAGAUAUACUUAAACGGGAGAAGAAAAAAUUAAAAAUGUCUAAGUUAACUUAUUGGAUGAAAAACAAAUUUAAAUAGCUAAAGCUUUUGGAUUUGAAUUCAUUUGUAAAUAUUUCAGCUUAUGUUGUUUAAAUCAAUUAGAAGCUUUGCUCAUUUAAGUUAGUUGA